AUGGCUCAGGUACAGGAAGAAAAUAUUGACGCAAUGGAUUUGUUGGAAAUUUUCCCUGUGGGUAUGAAUCGGCAAAACCCUGACGAGGAGGGUGUGUACCUUCAGGAAGAGUAUCUGUUUCAAGAUGUAUCUAAACCGUUCGGCCGUGUGUUGUCGUUUUUUGAAUUCCGCUUGAACGGGGAACCAGUGGUUGUGGACGCCAAUGGGAUCCUCCCAGACGGUUCAAGUGAUAUGGAGGUUGUGGGGAUGAUAGGAACUCUGUACGGAAAGGAAGGUCUUUUUGGACAGUGUGGUUGGUUUGGCAACUACGAUUUAGAUUGGUUCUGGAAGGGGGAAUAUGCAAUGCUGCUGCCUCACAAGACGUAUAGAGACAUGUGGGAAGAGACGUUGUAUGACUUAGGUCCAGGCGCCUUGUCCGCCAUGUUUAAACAAUGGCCUGCUCAAGGUGCACAACCACCAUGGUGGCCAGAUAGGUGGAAGGACGACUGGCCAUUCGAACAGGAGGUUGGAUCCAAGCAACGGGCCUCCACGGACGUUCAAGAGCACGAGUUACUCAGUAGGCAAGCGGAGAUGCCUGGUGAUUCGUGGUUGUUGAUUGGAGCAAGGAGCGAACAGGAGAAUCAAGGUCAAAUGUUGACUAACCUUGAUCACCGUUCAGGCUGGCUCCUUGAACCAAGUGGAGAUACCACCUUACCCUCCGGCGGCAUUACCAAAAGUGAUCCGGAUCCCCCUCAUAAUACAUCUUGCGCAAAAACACGAUUGGGCAGGAGGCUGAGAAAGCUUUAG
Molecule: messenger RNA, 786 nt
Organism: Rhizoctonia solani
Lineage: Eukaryota; Fungi; Basidiomycota; Agaricomycetes; Cantharellales; Ceratobasidiaceae
Exons: 3
Coding region: 1-786 (261 amino acids)
Source: RefSeq, a predicted model, not a curated record